This is a messenger RNA of Nilaparvata lugens (brown planthopper), 811 nucleotides long. Its product is annotated as charged multivesicular body protein 2b. Gene Ontology annotation, biological process: protein transport; late endosome to vacuole transport; endosome transport via multivesicular body sorting pathway. The record is from RefSeq and is a predicted model, not a curated record. Gene Ontology annotation, cellular component: ESCRT III complex; multivesicular body. Lineage: Eukaryota; Metazoa; Arthropoda; Insecta; Hemiptera; Delphacidae.
AUGAUUGGUCUAGUACUAGUUUCAUCAAUGAAUAUUCAAUUUUCAAUUACAGAACAACAACGUGAAAAUGACCGAGCCCUUCGAAAAGUGGGAAGAGACAUUGAAAGGGAUCGUCAGCAGUUGGAAAGGGAGGAAAAGAAAAUAGAAAUGGAAAUAAAAAAACUAGUCAAAGAAGGUAACAAAGAGGGAUACACAAUUCUAGCCAAACAAUUAGUUCAGUUGAGGAAGCAGAAAAACAGGACGUUUGCAGCUGGCAGCAAGGUGCAAAAUAUUGGCGUAAAGAACAAAGCAAUGGGAGCAAACAUGAAACUGGCAGAAGCGAUGUCAACUACGGCGAAAACCAUGCAAAACAUGAACGACAUCAUGAAACCUGAAAAAAUGGCAGCUGAUAUGUCCAACUUCUCUAAAGCAGCCAUGAAAAUGGACAUGACUGAGGAAAUGAUCAACGAUACGCUAGAUGACAUUCUAGACGAAGAUGGUCUUGAAGAGGAAAGUGAUCACGUGGUUCAACAAGUCUUGGAUGAAAUCGGAAUAGAAAUUUCUGGAAAGGUCAGCGAAGCUCCUUCUGCCAUCAAAGACAGGAUUGGAGCACCCUCCAAAUCACGAGUUCCAGACGAAGAAAUCGAAGCUCAGCUUGCUAAACUGAGAGCCUUAUAGCUCUCUAACACGAAUUUGAAAUUCCAAUUGUUGAUUUUUGUACUAUAUAUUAUUAUCAUAAGAGCUAUUGCCUUACACCACAACAAAUAAUGGUAUUAUCAUUGCUAUAUUAUAUAUUUCUAUGUUUAUUUACAAUUAAUAUUAUGAAUAAAUU